Messenger RNA from Polypterus senegalus (gray bichir), 890 nucleotides. RefSeq names its product BCL2 like 10 (gene bcl2l10). The transcript is spliced from 3 exons. The record is from RefSeq and is a predicted model, not a curated record. NCBI's taxonomy places the organism in Eukaryota, Metazoa, Chordata, Cladistia, Polypteriformes, Polypteridae. Gene Ontology annotation, biological process: intrinsic apoptotic signaling pathway in response to DNA damage; regulation of apoptotic process; extrinsic apoptotic signaling pathway in absence of ligand. Gene Ontology annotation, molecular function: protein heterodimerization activity; protein homodimerization activity. Gene Ontology annotation, cellular component: mitochondrial outer membrane. The coding region runs from base 105 to 632 and encodes 175 amino acids.
AAUAAAGACCGACAGCUAACAGGAAGUCGCGCUUUUCGAAAGGACGGCCUUUUCGCGUUUAGCAUUCGGGGAGCGAGGGCUGCUGCUGUCGCUGGGAGGAGAACAUGCCCUGUUAUAGGAAGGAAACAUACGAAGUUGCAAAGGGUUAUAUUGACCACUGCAUAGGAGUUCAAAGGGCACCUCCCAGCAAAACAGUCCAAAUAAUGUGCAGCCUUGCUAAAGAAAUGGAGAAGACCUACCAGCACAAGUUGAACUCCUUGCUGCAAAACUUUAUUUCCUGUUGUGCCCCAGAUUAUGGUGUGAAGCUCAAGAGAGUAAUGGAAGAAAUGGUAGGAGAUGGGAUAUUAAACUGGGGCCGUAUUGUUAGCCUCUUCACCUUCACUGGAUUGCUGGCCCAGGAACUCCAUUCGAAAGGCGCUGGCACGGACUGCAGUAACAAGUUGGCGGAUACGAUUGCCGAUUACCUGGGGGUUGAAAAGGCAGAGUGGCUGGCUCAAAAUGGAGGCUGGGAUGGAUUUAGCAAAUAUUUCCAAAACUCCAAGGAUUCCCAUUCAGAUUCUUCCAUGAAGACAGCAUUGUUUGCAGCAGCUGGCUUUGGGAUUGCAGGCCUAGCCAUCCUCCUUGUGCGAUAGACCAGUUACUACUUCUACAUUCCCAUAAAAAAAUAACUAUUUAGACCAUAUAUUUUAAAGUUAAAAAAAAAAAAAAAUAAAAAAAUAUAUAUUUUGUACCUGUUUGUGUUUUUGUUUUCCCCCUCCUUCUUUUUUUCCUUCCCCAACUCCUGCUAAAACCUGUAAGACAGUGUUUGGCAACAAAGGCUAUUAACAAAGACACUCAUUUCAAUAGAAGGGCUUGGAGUUAGAAAGGAGAGCAGAGAAAAAAAAAAAAAA